This is a messenger RNA of Fusarium graminearum PH-1, 1656 nucleotides long. RefSeq lists its product as uncharacterized. NCBI's taxonomy places the organism in Eukaryota, Fungi, Ascomycota, Sordariomycetes, Hypocreales, Nectriaceae. Bases 1 to 1656 code for a protein of 551 amino acids. The record is from RefSeq and is a predicted model, not a curated record. The transcript has 5 exons.
AUGCCCAAAGACAUGUCAUCGUCCACUGAGUCCGUCGCAGUUACAAACAACGAAAGUCCUACUGCAAUGGCAACUCCACCUGUCGCCGAAUGCGAUAUGUGCUCUAAAAUUAUCCAAGUCUUCUCUGGUCCUAUAUACCCAGGAACUGAAGACAAGCCAAUUCAAGUUGUCAAGCUGGGGAACGUUGGCGAACUCCUCGCUGUGAACUGCCCGCAUGCAAACUGGCUCCGAGAUAUAGAGUAUCUGAAUGGCCCUAUUCCUCGCUACGAAACGCAUGGUCUCCUUUUCCAUAGGUGGGCAAAAGACCAACAGGGAUCUAUGGAAGUUGGGUGGACAUGGACCUCGUCAAAGAAUGGCCGUCCCGGUGCAACAAGCUCCAUGGAAAAUGCCAGGAAACAAGGCCCAGAACUCACAGGAGUUCUAGGUGUACGAUGGUUAUGGGUUGACAGUUUGUGCAUUCCUCAAGAUGAUGACGAGGUUCUGAAGCGUGAGCUAGCAGCCAUGCAUCGCAUCUAUGCCACUUCUUUCCUCACCAUCGUCGCUGCCGAUGGUGGAGAUGCAGAGUAUGGCUUGAGAGGCCUACGGGGUAUCUCAAAACCGAGAGCCAUCAAGCAAAUGAUAGAGCCACUCUCUCAAGGAGAGAAAGUUGUUUUCUGGCCGUGGAACAAGAGCAAUGAUCAGGUCGAAUAUGGGCUCAGAUAUCGCCAUCGUAUGUGGACCUCUCAAGAAUACCACUUUUCCAAAAGACGCCUGAUUUUCGAAAACGGACAGGCCACUUGGCAGUGUAAUCACACCGAGUGGACUGAGGACCACGUAUAUAACCCAGAGCAUGAGAAACUCCAGAAAAAACCGCCUGAAAGCUACAUCGGGCAUGAUGCCUACUUGAAAUUGCCAAGUUUGAAUCGCCUGAGUGCACUCGUCGAGAUAUUCAACACCAAGACUCUGCGCUAUGGCGAAGAUGUUUAUAAUGCCUUCUCGGGAUACAACGCACACCUGAAUAGCAUAUUCCCCCACGGUUUGGUAUACGGCCUCCCCCAGUUAUUUUUCGACAUCGCGCUUUGCUGGAAACCGAGCGGUCUGGUCCAAAGAAGAACAGUAUCGGCACGAUAUACCGGAGAUCCACUACGCACUGGACUACCUAGCUGGUCGUGGAUGGGUUGGAAAGGGCAAACGAAUUUCCCCGGCGAUGUCGAAGGUGAAAUAGAUGUCUUUAGUGAAACGGGCUUCACCGAAGCUAUCACCGAUUGGUACGCCAUGGAGUUUCCUGGAUCGUACCAGAAACAACCCAUCCAUUCCCGAUGGAGCCAUUGCAGAAACGCGCCUCCUGGAUCGUUGGCUGAACUAUGGCGAUGCGAGGAAUUCAAGCCUCCGGCAAUGUACGAUACAAGAAGCGACAGCAACCUUGACGAUGCUGAUUCGAUGCCAAAAGAGCUGCCGGGUCACAUAUACCAUGCUCAUCUCGGUGACAACCCCAUACCAGCGACGCGAUGGAGGCUGCCAGCUUCACGGUGGUAUCCCAUACCUUUGAACUCGGAUGAAUCAGAUACGUCGCAAGCCGAACUGCACAACGAGUUCCAAUACCUGUGGUGCCAAACACAUCGCGCAUAUUUCACAAUCACUCAAGAUAUCGUUUUGCUACGGCGCCUAUCAAAGUGA